AUGGACAGCACUUUUCCAGAUUACAGUGGUUUGGGCAAUUCUGCUGGUUCUUAUGAAGUCAUUGAAAACAGCCCUAAAAGAUAUCGCGUUCGAGUGCCAGUUACUUCUGACUUAUUUUCAUCCUCUGCGAAUAUCAUCAUCAAAGUCAACGGGCAAAAAGUAACGGUUGAAGCAAAGAUCGAAGCUACAGAUGCUUAUGGAAACAAGAAGAUCUCCAAAAUCUGCAAAGACGUUACACUUCCAGCUGACUGCAACAUGAAAACUUUGAAAACUCAAGAAGAAAACAACGCCGUCAUCAUUUCUGUCGACAAAAAUGAAAUAUCACAGCCUGAUUUUGUUCCUCUAAAGGAGCGACAAGCGUACGAAGGGCGGGGAGUCAACUCUCCUUGGACGUUGACGGGAUCGAGCCCAAGUCCUCGGCCAUCUUCUCAGACAGAUGCUUUUCCGCAGCCUCCAACUCAAGAUGAAGUUUUUCCCGAAGCACGUGCUGAGUCGAGAACCAGAAAACAUUCAAAGAACGUUAGAUUCAGUGAAGAGCCCCCUAAAGUUACUCAAGUCGAUACAGAUGAGCCUCCAUCACCCCAAGUUGCGCAAAACAAGGCAAACCAACCGACCCCGAAGAAAAAAGGAAUCGGUCGGAUGGACAGCAAUGACUUUAUUAUGGCGGAAGAAGAGGACGUUGCAGCUUCUCUCAGAAGCCUGACUCUUCCAGUUCUAGAAGAAAGGCCUGCUUCAAUUCCUCCAGAUGAGCCGAUUGAAGACUUGGGUGUUUUUGGUGGCUCGACUCCGCAAAUAGAAAAGCCGAAUCCGUUUAUCCGCCCUAUUCUACAAAAGCCACAGGACUUUAUCGCUACAAACGAGCCUGAUCCAAGCAUUGUUCCGCUCAAGGUUGUCAACGAUCCGCCGCAGCGGCAGAUGGCCACUAAAUUUCCAAAUUAUAACACAGAUCCCAUCACGAGAACAGCGCCAAGCCCUUACUGUCCCUUCCCAACUGACAACGCGGGCUUUCCGCCACCUCCUCCUUGCGUGACGGGUGCAGGCUCAGCAACUACAACAUUUGGAACACCUCUUAUGCCUCCGCCUGCCUACUACGAUUCGACCACCACCCGCCGUGCCUCCGUAGACAUUCCAGUAGAACACGUGGACGAUGCAUGA
Oikopleura dioica is the source of this 1155-nucleotide messenger RNA. The record is from the annotation of a GenBank genome assembly. NCBI's taxonomy places the organism in Eukaryota, Metazoa, Chordata, Appendicularia, Copelata, Oikopleuridae.